UUGCCUACCCUAUCCAGUAUUCAUCCGGAAAGUCCUCAGAAUCCCAGCUAUUGUUUUGAGAGAAUGUUUAUUAAUGGAUAGUUCUAAAUCUGUUAGCUUUUUUUACUAUUGGCUCUUCCUUCUUGAAAUUUUAAUGUGUGAAAAUCACACGCAUCUUCUAUCCGGUGUCUUUGACUAAGUGUGACCAGUAGGCAGUUCUUAUCUCUGCCAGACAAAGCAAUGAGCAAUCAACAUGUGAUGCCAGCUUCAUAGCAAUCUAUUCAGUCAUCUUGAAGCAGAACGGAAAAUUUUGAAGGAUGUUGAGACCAAUUAAGAAGCAAGCCCUUAGAAACGAGCAAGCAGAUGAAGCAGCCUACUUAGCCCACCUGGCAGCACAGAGGAAUGCUAGUGCCUUCUUUGAGAAGUACGAGCGAAGUGAGCUUCAGGAACUACUUACCACUUCAUUCUGCAGUUGGUUGGCAUCCAAAGACGACAUGCGUCAUCCAUUAGAACUUCCCAGUGGACUUCUGAGUCAGAUGAAAAGCAUCAAUACUUCCAUAGCAAUUAUACUUAUGCCAGUGGAGCCAGGCUUAGAUUUGGACUGUCGGGAAAUUCAUCAAAUGAUCAGGGAGUUGGCUGUGGGCAUUUAUUGUCUGAACCAAAUCCCUUCUAUCAGUCUAGAUGCCAAUUAUGAUCAGAGUACUUCCUGUUCACUCCCUCCGGGGUAUUUUGAUACAAGAAUAGGACAAAUAUUAAUCGCGGUUGACUAUAUGUUGAAAGCCCUAUGGCAUGGAGUAUACAUGCCCAAGGAAAAAAGGGUACGGUUCUCUGAACUCUGGCGCUCUAGCAUGGAUAUUGAUCAAGACGGGGUUCCCCAAACAUUAAAAACGCCUGCUGCAGAGUUCUGUCAAGCUGGUCUAAUAGAUAUUACAAAGGAACCAGAGUUCCGAGGAAUCUAUGAUGAAAACAUGAAUGAAGAUCCAACUUACAAUCCUAACAGCGUAGAAGAAAAAAUGUUCUUUAUGCAGUUUGCGGACCAUAUAAUACUUAAGCUGACAUUUGCCACUACAAAGAUUCAACAGUAUGAAGAUGUGUUCCUAUUUGAUGCAGCGUACAACCUCACCAAUGCAAUUAGAAUGACUGAGGACCACCUCGAUGCUUUUUCAUACCAGAGACUACAGCAGAGGCUCACCCUUCAGCUCAAACUUGUGAAAAAGCAUCUAGAAAAAAAAGAAGACAUUCAAAAGAACAUAGCAUACAUGAAGCUGAUAUGCUUUCUUAUCCCAUUUAUCAUUAAUUUAAAGAGAAAAAAUAAAGUUCCAAAUUUAAGCCGGCUUCUUCAGCCCUAUUCAGAUGACAAAGUUAAAACCGAACGUGAAUUACCCCCAUUUAUGCUUGGAACAGAUUUCAAAUGCCAACAUUUUUUGUAUGCCCAGAAUCAGUAUUUCCAUCUCCACGGUGGCAUUGAAUUUGAUGUUGGGACGCCUUCAGUUGAAGAUGUUUCCAAAGAAGUUAAGGCUGCCUAUGAUGAAAUGCACACCUGUGCAAUAAAUCAUCUUACUCAACUGCUGGACCCAGAUGCCCCCUACAGAGAACAUUAUUCUAUACCAGUAAUGGAUUUUGAUGGCAAAAGAUAUUACGUAAUUGGCAUUGAGCUUGAAGCUUUUUAUAUGCUUUUUAAAAGUCAGUGGUGGGGAGCUAUCAAUGAAAUAAUAAGCAUCCUUAAACCAAAAAGGCUUCCAUUAACUGACACGCAAGCAAUGGAUCAAUUCAAGAAAAGAUUUGGCUAUAAGAAAGCUAUUAAAUGUAAGAGCCUGUCUUUUGGCAUGAAAUCUGCUGCUGAUAGAGGACUGGCUGCCAUCUUCCUUACCUUCUGCCGCAGGACCUCCAUCAACAGUCUUGCUAUUACAGAUGACAAUGGUUAUGCAUAUAUCCAUCAUGCCGCUAUUUACAACCGUGUGGCAAUUAUAGCUCAGGUGGUUAAAUUGCAUCUAACUAUUAAUCAAAAGCGUUCUAUUCCAGCGAGCCAAGGAAAACGUUUCCAAAGACCAGAGACAAAAAGUGGAAGACCUGCCUUCAUAGAAAAGGAUGUCAUGAUUGGAGAAAAAAGUUCUUGGGGACCCACAGCUUUGCACCUAGCAGCCCAGUGCAGCUCCCUUGAAGCGCUCCAUUUUCUUCUGGCUUUAAGAGCAGAUUACCAAAUACCCGAUGAUCGAGGAUGGUUGCCUAUCCAUUUUGCUGCCUAUUAUGACAACGUGGCCUGUAUCACAGUCCUCUACCGAAAAAACGCAGAGCUAAUAGAGGCAGAAACUCAAUCUCUAUAUCAUUCCACGCCACUUUUGCUUGCAGCUGUAUCUGGAGCACUAGAUAGUAUGAAGUAUUUGUUUUCUCUUAAAGCCAACUGGCUAAAAAAAGACAGUGAAGGAAAUAACAUAAUACAUUUGGCUGCACUGAACUUCCAUACAGAAGUUUUAAAGCAUUUAAUUGAGCUGAAUAGCCCUGAUCUCCCAGUUUGGAAAACUCUUGUUGGCAUGCUGAAUUGCGAGUCCUAUAGUAGGAAAAAAAUGGCAAUACGGUGUUUAGAAGUACUUUGUCUUGCCAAAGAUGAUUACUGGAAAUGUAUAUUGCAGGCAGGUACCAUACCCUCAUUAAUCAGCUUGUUGAAGAGCAAAGACGUCAAAUUGGAGUGCAUCACUCUGGGAGUGCUGAGUAACAUCUCCACCCACGACUCAAUUGUCAGAGCCUUUGUAGAAGCUGGAGGCAUUCCCGUGUUAAUUAAGCUCUUGACUAUGGAAGAACCUGAAUUGCUGUCUCGUUGUGCAGUGUUUUUAUAUGAUAUUGCCCAGCUGGAUAAUAAUCAAGUCAUCAUCGCUGAACUGGGUGGAAUUCCUGCUCUCAUCGAUCUGUUGGAAUAUGACUUACAAGAUCUGCUUGUGAAUGUAAUGAGCUGUAUCCGAGUAUUAUGCAAAAAUAAUAAAGAGAAUCAGCUGAAAGUGAAGGAAAUGAUAGGCAUUGAACCACUUGUCCAGUUCUUACGUUCAGAUUCAGAUGUCCUGGUGGCAGUGGCCUCAGCCGUAAUUGCAGAAAUUUCUCGUGGGAAUAUGGAAAUGCAGAAUGCUAUCGUGGCGGCCAAUGUUAUUGAUCCUCUAAUUCAGCUUCUCAGAGGAAGGAAAAUCAGUGUCCAGGUUAAAGGAGCAAUGGCAAUUGAGGCCCUCUGUGAAGGGAACACUCUUAUCCAGAUGAAAUUUCUAUCCAGAUCUGUGACCAAGUUCCUCCUGAAGCUCCUAAAGGCCUUUCACUUGAAGGUGAAGGAACAAGGGGCUGUAACCCUCUGGGCCCUAGCUGGACAAACCCUGAAGCAGCAGAAAUUCAUGGCAGAACAGAUUGGGUACAAUUUAAUUAUAGACAUGCUUCUAUCACCGUCUGACAAAAUGCAGUGUGUUGGAGGAGAAGCUGUCAUAGCUCUUAGCAAGGACAGUGAAAUUCACCAGAACCAAAUAUGCGAAGGGAAUGGAAUUGCCCCUUUGGUCCGGCUGUUAAGAAGUGGAAGGAUAGCAGAAGGCACCCUCCUCAGUGUGAUCAAAGCCUUAGGCACAAUGUGUGUCGGUGAAGCUCAUAUAAGCAAUCCACUUAGUCAAGAGAAUGUUGUGGAUGAAGGGGCUUUGCCGAUACUUGUUCAUUUACUUAAAACUCAUCCAUCCCUUCAGAUAAAGGUUGAAGUUGCAUUUUCCUUGGCUUGUAUUGUUUUAAAGAAUAGCAGUCUGCAAACUGUAUUGCAAGAGAAAGAAGGUUUUUGUUAUUUGGAUGUCCUUAAGCUUUUUUAUGCACCAGAUAAGGAUAUCCGUUUACGAGCAGGAUAUGCUAUUGCAAUUUUUGCUUACAAUAAUCCUACACAACAGAUACUGAUUUUAGAGUCUGGACCCAUAUCAAUCCACAUAUUUGAACCUCUUCUGGGCUCAGAUGUAGAGACAGAUAGAGCAAUGGCUGCUUUUCAGAUUGUAAUACUAGCAAAAAUUAUAAUUAAUAUGGAUCAAGUUAGUUUGUCUGCAAGAGGAAUUUCUAUCUUGGUUGACCUACUAUGUUCAGAAAAAUCAACCACUCUAGUGUUAACAGGAAAAUUAAUAGCUAGCUUGGCCCACACAAGGGCAGGCAUUCCAGAAGCAAUCACAAGCUUGGGAACUGUCCAACGUCUUUGCUAUCAUUUAUAUGCAAAGGAAGAGGAGGUUCGUUCGGCUGUGGCAUGUGCUCUUGGCUAUCUAACAUUUAAUCGGACUGCAUAUCGCCAUCUGUUGGUGCAAUGUAGGAAUAAGCCCAAGUUGUUCAAGAGGCUAAUAAUAAAUCUCAGCAAAGAUGCAAAAAUAAAUUCGGAUUUUGUAAAGGAAUUUAAGAGACAAAAAAAAGUUGGUCUCCCCUCUCUCAGCCUGGAGAUAAAUGGAGGGCCACCUGCUGUCCCUGUACACAUACGAGAAAAAUUUCGAGGUACUGGUGUUAAAGUAUACAAAGGAAAGUUUCGUCCGAAGGAUUCUCUCUUUUUAAUUCCCUCAACUUCACAUAUAAUGGGAAGAUUAAAAACUCCGGAGAAACCCCGCAUUCCAGCAUCUGGACACUAUCAAUUUCCACACACAACAACAUCUGACCUCAUUGAGGUUUCAAGACCAAGAAUUGUUAAUGUCGAGGCACUCAAACAUAGUUUGUCCAAAGAGAAAUUUUAAAUGUCUAUAUUGUGAUAGCGGAAAAGAUGUUGUUACCAUACAGUUUCAUGCAAAUAAAAAUAUGAUUGCAUUUGUAAUGGAUUUAUUCCAAAUUGGGAAAACAACCGCAAGAAAUUGAUACAGAAGGGAUAAAAACCGUGGCAAUCAGAUAUGACUUUAUGUGUGAAAAGCAAUUAAUAUGAAGAAUCAGGGCAAAUUAAAGGUAUCUUUAUUUCAAAUAAUAUAGCAUUGCAGCAAAAAAGGGAUACGAAAUGUUAAUACCAUUCAUUCACUGAUAAGCUCUUGAAAACAAGCACCCUGCAUGAGGCAAAUCGCUGUAAAGAUGCCGCUGCAAAUCUUGGAUAACUUCAAAGAUUAUCUGGUGUUUACCUACGAAUUCCAUGUUUUUUUAAACUCGCAUAAUUAUUUGUUUCCUUUACACGCGAGUUAUUUCUGCUACACGUAGUCCUCAACUUAUGACAACUGAGCCCAAAAUUUCUAUUGCUAAGCAAGACAAUUGAGUUUUGCCCCAUUUUACGACCUUCCUUGCCAAGGCUAUUAAGUGAAUUGCAACAAUUGUUAAG
Molecule: messenger RNA, 5254 nt
Organism: Crotalus tigris (Tiger rattlesnake)
Lineage: Eukaryota; Metazoa; Chordata; Lepidosauria; Squamata; Viperidae
Gene: ANKAR
Product: ankyrin and armadillo repeat containing
Exons: 25
Coding region: 297-4691 (1464 amino acids)
Molecular function (GO): protein binding
Source: RefSeq, a predicted model, not a curated record